Molecule: messenger RNA, 864 nt
Organism: Hibiscus syriacus
Lineage: Eukaryota; Viridiplantae; Streptophyta; Magnoliopsida; Malvales; Malvaceae
Product: pentatricopeptide repeat-containing protein At1g62930, chloroplastic-like
Exons: 2
Coding region: 1-864 (287 amino acids)
Molecular function (GO): protein binding
Source: RefSeq, a predicted model, not a curated record
AUGGAGGCAACAAGGCUUUUGAAUGAAAUGGUGGACAACGGUAUUUCCCUCGAUAUUGUCACAUUUAAUAUAUUAAUCGAUGCACAUUGCAAGGAAGGUAUGGUUUCUGAAGCUGAGCAUAUUGUUGACACAAUGAUAAAGCUAGGCAUUGAGCCUGAUAUUGUCUCGUAUAAUGCAUUGAUUGAUUCAUAUUGCAAAGAAGGGAUGAUCUCUGAAGUUGAAGAUAUUAUUGACAAAACGAUAAAACAAGGCAUUGAGCCUGAUGUUGUUACCUAUUCUGCAUUAAUAAACGGCCAUUGCUUGCUAAACAAAGUAGAUAAAGCUAGAGGAGUUCUACAGUUGAUGAUUGAGAAGGGUUGUGCACCUGAUGUUGUUAGUUACAACACAAUGGUCAAUGGAUAUUGCAAAGCUAACAGGUUAGACGAAGCAGUGGAACUCUUUGAUGAAAUGUCUCAAAAAGGGCCAAACCCGGAUGCUGUCACAUACAGUACUCUUAUGCAAAGUAAACUCGAAGAGGUAUUGAGACUUUUUCAAGUAAUGUGGAACAACGGACUGGAACUUUAUAUAGUCUCUUAUAAUAAUCUGAUCGAUGGGUUGUGCAAAGCCGGACAUAUUGAUGUUGCGAAGGAAUUAUUUCAUAAACUGUCAUUCAACAGUUUAAAACCCACUGUUUACACGUAUACCAUUAUGAUUGGUAGAUUGUCUAAAGAGAGAUUGCCAGAUGAAGCAUACCAACUGUUUAGGAGCAUGGGAGAUGAUGAUUGUUUGCCUAAUAGCCGUUGUUAUAAUGUAAUGAUUCAGGGGCUUUUUCGAAACAUUUAUACCUUGAAGGCAACACGACUACUUGUGGAAAUGGUCGGUUAG